Molecule: messenger RNA, 3597 nt
Organism: Doryrhamphus excisus (bluestripe pipefish)
Lineage: Eukaryota; Metazoa; Chordata; Actinopteri; Syngnathiformes; Syngnathidae
Gene: atxn10
Product: ataxin 10
Biological process (GO): neuron projection development
Cellular component (GO): cytosol
Source: RefSeq, a predicted model, not a curated record
CCAUAUGCAUGACACAGAAAACAUGGCAGCUACUCCUACCAACCCCGAUGACAUUUCAGCAUCUAUUGCUGGUAUUUUGAAUGAAAAACACUGCCCUGAACACUUACAAGUCUUAAAAACAUUUACGACUGCCUUACGGGACAAGGACUACAGGGAUGCUGUCGAUAAAGAGGCGUUUUCCAGUCUUCUAAAAGUCUUAUCCAGACUCAGUGAUGAGUUGCAAGCUUCCAGCGGCUCUAAUUACAGCCUAAAGCUGCAGCUUACUGCUGAGUGCUUUCGAGCUCAGAGGAACUCCUGUGUGCAAAGUCCCCGCAAUCAGUGCCUGCUCAGGGAGCUUGGUUUUGUUGAUGUUUGCCUCCGGAUAUUGAGAUUCCUUCACACAAAUUCAAAGAGCAGGGAUGGCGUCUUUGAGCCUCUGCGUUGUGGGAUCCAGUCUCUAGGUAAUUUAGCUGUGGGGAACCAAAUGUGCAAAGAUGACAUUUGGCGGCUAAGCUUUCCAGAUCUCAUUGUGCAGCUGCUUAACGUCGAUGAUGAGAAGACGGUGAGCUACACCUCCAUGGUGGUCCACACAUGCCUGGAUGAAGCCAAGGUGGAGGAACUUUCCGAGCCACAGAACAUCCAGCUGGCGCUCAAGGUGAUGGAGCUCUGCAGGACACAACCCGAGCUGGACUGGACGGUCCUGAUUGCAACUCAGCAUUUUCUCACAUCUUCAGCUCUGGUUGAAAACAUGUAUGCUGCAAUGUCAUCCUGUGAAAGACUGACGCUGUUAGAGCUGAUCUCGGCCCAGCUAAGUGGCGAAGAGUCCCAAAAUUGUGGCGUCCCUCCCAACGUGGCUUGUUUCCUCGCCUCUUCCUUCCAGAAAGGCUGUGGAGCCGUGUUGACCCUUGCCACUGGCUCUGCAUCCAGCGAUGAGCAGGUCCUGCAGGAGGUACUGACAGUGAUCAGUCUACUUGACGUGCUAUGCGAGGUGACCUCACACAAAGCGGAGUUCCUACAAGACCAAGCGGACCUUUUGGUGACCACCGUAGAACUCCUGAAACAGGUUCACACCAUCGGAAAGGCCAGCAAGAAUAUUUUCAGCUCGGCUCAGAAUUUCUCCUCCAGCGAAGAGGACAACACUUCUUCCGACUCACCCGUCAUCAGCUUUAAGGCUCACCUCAUCAGGCUGAUUGGAAACCUUUGCUACAACCACACUAUCAACCAGAACAAGGUCAGAGAACUGGAAGGCAUCCCCGUCAUUCUGGACAACUGCAACAUAGACAGCAACAACCCAUUCAUCAGUCAAUGGUCAAUUUUCGCUAUCCGGAACCUCCUGGAACACAACCCGAAGAAUCAGGAGCUGGUGGCCUCACUGGAACAACGCGGGGCUGCCGACUAUUCCGCGCUCAGGGAGUUGGGCUUCCAGGUGGAGGAGCGAGACGGCAGUUUGUUGCUCAGACCAGUCAGGAAGGAUGCAUGACCUCGGCCCAGAUUUUAACAUGAAGAAAUACCACUACCUUAAACACUAUAGCCCUUAUACAGUGGAGCUUCUCAGUACAUACAGUAUUAAAGGUGCACAGGCUCUCCCCGUUGGAAAAACUACGCUUUAGGAACUCUUCUAUUGUCUCGCCCCAAAUUCUGGGAAAUGUAGAGUGGCCUCACUUGUACCAUUUGGCUAAGCUAAUUCUUUGUGCUGUAAUCCAAAGACAAAUGACUCCACAGUGUCUAGGCUUUUCUUUUUGGAGAAUUUAAUCUCUCCAUCAGGGUUAAAUACCAUGCAGAAUCAUUGCAAUGUUUAGACUAAUUGUAUGCUCAUAAUCUAAAUUUAAUGCACUGUAUCGUAGACAAAUGCUGCGCCAAAGGGCUUAAGACAUUCAAUCCAGCUAUUUGAGUUCUUUACACCUUCACCUUGUCUAUUUAAGUUACACCGCACUAGCGUUAGUCAACACAACCUGUAAUUUACUUUUCUUCUGGUGAUUAGUGGUAGUGUCAGAAGCUGAACAGUGCUGACACCUCAACAAUGCGGCGCUUUAGAGGCCUGCCACACCCUGUUUUCUCUGCCGUUUUUUUUUUUUUUUUAAUGACAAGAUGCACUGAAACAAUCAACCGGACUCUCCCCUCAAUCCACCGCCAUGGUGGAGGGAGCUUAUACGGUUCCGGUCCCCAAGGAUUUCAGACAGCUAACAAAACAGCGGUUACUUGCGCUCCAGCGGCUGGCUGCAAUGCUUUUGAGCCCCACAGGAAAGAGUCUGUGCGAGUCAGCCACGGUCUGAAUGAGGCAGCAUGGCCAUGGCUGUCUGGUCACCUCCACACAGUACUCUGGGCUUUCCCCCAUCAGCGUUUUAUACCGCAUUGUGUUCCUGCCUCCCAGAUACAUAAUACAUUAUUAGAAGGAUUAAUAAACAUUUGUUUGCAACACAAAACAUUUUGUAUGACUUUAUUUAAGCCAAGAAUGUAACAUAAAACACAUACUGGGGAGAUGACUAGUAGAAACACCGUGAUGCUAGCUUAAUUUUUUGGCUACUUUAAUAAAAAACUAUUUACAUGAAUAGAAAUCGCAAAUAAUUUAAAUCUCUGAAAAGACACAAUAGUAAACACUAUUUUAGUCAACAGCUUUUCAAUGGUGACUUUCUUUUCCCUAGGUAUAAAUGACAUAAAGUGCCACAUUCCUCAUAUAAAAAUAUACUCUUCAAAUUGUUUUGUAAGUUCGAUAAUGGGUGAUGGACCAAAAAUAGCUGCUGUGUGGUUAAGGCACAUGCCAUCCACCCAGGCGGGCUUAAACCGCGCUUUUGUGUGCGCCAUUCAUGGGAACGCUCACUGUAUUCCAACCUGGUCAUAGCAAACAAAACAAUGAACACAGUCGGGGAUGGAAGGUGCCGUUCUCACUCACAAGCGUGUAGGCUAAAAAUAGAACUGUCAUACCUCAUGCUUAAUCAAUAGCUUAACGCAGGGGUGUCCAAACUUUUUCCACGAGGACCGCAUACAGAAAAAUUGAAGGUUGUGCAGGGCUUUGUUGGUACAUGCUAAAACCAGUCCAGUGUUGGUCAACCUAUGCUAAGCUAUAGCAUAUUAGCGUUGUUUUAUAGGUGGCAAAGCAAAUUUAUAUAAAGUAUAAUUAUAUGUAUAUCAUGAAUGAUUUAAUUUUAUUUUUAGAAUAUGCCAGGGGCCAAAAAAACGAAGUGGUGGGACAAAAAUUGCCCCCAGGCUGCACUUUGGACACCCCUGGCUUAUUAUGUGACAGGUUACACAUAAUGGCUGCAAAUGGCAGAUUUGACUAUUUCAUCCACUUUGCAUCAACAAAGAAGAAAAGCGGUGAGUUGUUUCCACCCUCUAUAAGUCUAACAUAAAUAUUUAGUUUUCAUUUCAGUGUUCAAACAGAAUACAGUGCGAGUCAUAUUCCAGCUUUUGACCAUUUCCAUGAUCACAACCCUAUGUAACAGAAUUAUUUGCCUUCUGUCUGUGACAUUUUUUUUUAUUUGCCUUUUAAAAACAAAUCCUUUCUCUUGCAGGAUGCUUCAGACCAGCAUCGCCGGUCUAAAGUCAUCCUUAACCAUCCUUUGUCAAGAAUUUCAAAUAGGAUGUCAAAAUGUGCAAAAUGUUGAAUAAAUACUUCCUUUU